CUCGCCCCAUGGCCUCCCAAUAUACACAAUGAAAACAUUAUAAGAAGGUAAAAAAUAUAAGAAAAGGGUCUUUCCUUCAAUCAAUUGCAGUAAUCCAUCCAUUUCAAUUAAUAAAAUCCCAAGUACACGUUCGUAGCAAGAAGAUGCUGCUAGGAACGCUUGCCAAAACAUCGUCUGCUGUCGAGACGCAAUACGAUCCGCGCGUUAUGUAAACUCGCGACGUCACUGUUUAUGUGUUGUGCAUAAAAAUACUCUCCCCGAAGCCGCGCGAGCGAGAGUCUAAUUAACGCACCGAAAGUUUCGGCAUGUAUUGUAGUAACUAUAACUCGGACGAUGGUAAAUGUCACCUUUGUCUUCUCGCCUUUUUGCCUUACUCGUCUGUAUAAUAACGUAUAUUGAGCGCUGAUAUUUGUCGCGCACACCGCGGCCUGUGCAUAUGUCAGAAGCCGAGUGCAACUAGUGAUUUGACAUUCGUAUGAUCAACGGAAUAAAGAGCGUCGUAGUUGAAGUUUGUUUUGAACGAAAAAAAGGAAUCGAGCGAUAACCUUCUCUGUGACUAAAGAUAUACACAGACACAAUCAAGGGCUUUAACAUGGCUACUAUUGCAACUCCUGCCAACAGCUCACCAAUGAGGUCUCCGGCUCAGAGCAAAAAUGUCAGACAAGGCAGUGUUAUUGAUUUUGAUAUAGACAUGUUUUUAAAAAUAUCUAAUUAUGAAGAUACCGUCAGGCAACUUGAUAUAUAUUAUGGCAUUGUCAAAAGGCAAAUUCUACACUACCAAAGUUGUAUAACAGGGCUUUUUCCACAAGUAUCAGAUGAAAAAAAAGUAGGAAGCAUCAGAGAAAGUAUAUAUUGUGCAGCAGCCAUCUGGAGUUUAUACCAGGCUUACAGGAGAAUAGAUGAUGAUAGAGGAAAAUCAUACGAGUUGGGACAAUCAGCCAUUAAAUGUAUGAGAGGUAUCUUAGAAUGCUGGAUGAAACAAUCAGCCCGCGUGGAACUUUUUAAGAAAAAUCAGUCCAAUCGAUAUGCUUUGCAUUGCAAAUUUCAUCUAGAUACAGGAGAAGAAAUAUUUAGAGAUGAGGAUUACAAUCAUUUACAAAUAGAUGUUGUAUCAUUGUACCUUAUAUUUCUGGUCCAAAUGAUAUCAUCUGGACUUCAAAUAAUUUAUACUCAAGAUGAGGUAGCAUUCAUUCAAAACUUGGUGUACUAUGUAGAAAGAGCUUAUCGUACACCUGAUUUUGGAAUGUGGGAAAGAGGCAGUCGUUACAAUGAUGGAACACCAGAAAUCCAUGCAAGCUCUAUUGGCAUGGCCAAAAGUGCACUGGAAGCCAUCAAUGGAUGCAAUUUGUUUGGUGAAAAAGGAGCAUCCUGGUCGGUCAUAUACGUCGAUAUCGACGCGCACAAUCGUAAUCGUUGCAUUUUCGAAACUAUGUUGCCCAGAGAAUCUAGCUCCAAAAGCGUCGAUGCCUCUUUGCUGCCAACCAUUUCAUUUCCUGCUUUUGCUACUCACGAAGAAGUAUUAUACACCGAAACCAAAGCUAAUAUUCUCAGAAGAUUGCAAGGAAACUAUGGUUUUAAAAGAUUUGGACGUGAUGGAUUCAAGACUGUUAUAGAAGAUCCUGAGAGACGCUAUUAUAAACCUGGUGAAAUUAAAGAUUACGAUCACAUAGAAUGCGAAUGGCCGAUUUUUUACAUUUUCAUGAUUAUCGAUGGAGUUUUCAAUACCCUACCGGAGCAAGUGGAAGAAUAUCAACGAUUGUUAAAAGAUCGAUUAUCAAAAGACGCUUACGGAGAUCCAAUCAUACCGGCGUAUUAUUACGUACCCAAGGAGAGCAUCGAGAUGGAGAAAGCCGAUCCGGGUACGAUGGCGAAACAACCGAGCCGCAUUGGUCGGCCUCAACGAGGAGGUGAAGACACCCCAAUCUACCUGUGGAACCAGGCGAUGUUCGUCAUAGCUCAAUUGCUCACUGCCAAUCUGCUGCACAUCAACGAGCUCGAUCCGAUUCGUCGAUAUCUGCCCUCGUACAAUCGGCCCAGAAAGGCGGGGCGUUACUCGGCUUUCCAAGUAAAACUAAACAGCGGCACUCAUACCGAUUUGGUCGUUCAAAUCGUACUAAUCGCUGAAUCCAUGAGACUUCAAGCCAUGAUGGCAACUUACGGAAUUCAGACUCAAACGCCUCACGAAGUUGAACCUGUUCAAAUACUCUCAUCUACUCAAUUGGUCAAAGUUUACCAGAGUUUGGGUGUCAAUGAAAAAUUAGGAUUAGAGGGGCGACCAGCUCGACCUAUUGGUUCUUUGGGCACCAGUAAGAUUUACAGAGUUUGCGGCAUGACUGUACUUUGUUAUCCCCUCAUAUUCGAAGUAUCGGAAUUCUAUCUGUACCGAGACAUGGCUCUACUUAUUGACGACAUCAAAACGGAACUUCAAUUUGUUGGAAAGUACUGGAGACUUUCCGGUAGACCUACCGUAUGCCUUCUCAUACGGGAGGAGCACAUGAGGGAUCCACAGUUCAAAGAGAUGCUCGAUCUUUUCGCUAUGCUGAAAAAAGGCUACUGCGAUGGAACCAAAGUACGAAUAGGUCGACUGCAGAAUCUCAUAUCCUCGUCCUGCAUUGAGCACUUGGAUUUCAUAAACAGUAUGGAAACGGACAUAGAGCUGAGGCAAUUCAAGCAGUUGGAACAUGACUACAUCGGUUAUCAAAGCUUGACAGACGUACCCAAGGCUCUGUCGUACGACGAACAGACCAGAGACCUUUCCAACUUCAAGAACGAGUCGACUCCGAAUAUCAUCAACGCGAUCAGAAACGCAGCCGGAUUGUACGCCAAGUGCCAGCUGUACGGUAUACUCUUGCAACGCGAGGGUGAAAAUUACGAAAUCAAUGGUAAUUUAGUCGGUGAAACUCUGAGAAGUCUAUAUCAGCAAGCUGGUAGCUUGCGCUUUUGGAUGGGCGUGAGAUACUGCAGCAGUUUGCUCAACCACACGGUCGACAGUAUAAGUCCCUUCAUCACCGGAGUCUUGGUCAAAGGAAAACAGAUCACCGUGGGCGUCAUUGGCCACGAAGAAACUGUAUUCGACAAGCCCAUGACGCCAGCCGAGAUACAGGCCGUCAUGUACAAUACCAUACAACCGCACAACGUCGUGCAGGCCGUACUACAACAGGAGAUACUGCUCUAUUGCGGUCGACUGAUCGGAACUAAUCCCGAAAUGUUCAAGGGUAUUUUGAAGAUACGAAUCGGAUGGGUUUUGGAGGCCAUGAAUAUUUAUCUUCAGAUUAUGGGAAUGACCACUAAACCCAUCGAAGACUAUAGCCCUUACAAAGCUCGUCAGCUACUUAUUAAAGUGCUUACUGUGAAGGAAUGGGCUGAGGAUGAAGAAUUAUCCAUUCUGGGCAGAAGAAAAAUCGAGGGUAGCCUGUGUAGAGUCCCAACGCACUUCUAUAAUCAAGUGUGGGAGGUACUAGAAAGAUGUCCAGGCGGCAUACGAGUGAACGAUCGCGAAAUACCGCAACAGCCGACGCUUUCGAGCAUGACGAGAUCUGAAUUGACGUUCGCACUUCUCGUCGAGUCGACCCUUCAUCACAUACAUAUUCCAGAAUAUCGCCAAAUUGUUGUCGAGCUUCUCAACAUCGUAUCGACUAUUUUACUAAGGAAUCCUGAGUUAACUUUUCAAAAACAACUGAAUUUGAACAAAUUGGUUGACGAUGCGUUCAUUAUAUUUUGCAAGGAUAAUAACGUGGAAAAGACUUUGGACAUGACAAGUUUCUUUUCUGCCAAUUACUCGUUAACCACAAGUUAUUUAGCCCGGGCAGUAGUUAAUAAUGUGUUAACAGGCGAUUGUGUUACCAAUAUUUCUGAAUCGCACGAUGCCAUUGAAACCAACGAAGUAUGCGUUAUUUCUUGAAAACUAUAUUAGCUUUACUGGCUGUCAAUUUGCAGUUAUGUUAUUGUUAUUUGAUAAAUAUAAUUUAUCAGUUGUUUAAAAAGAUAUACUUCGAGAUUGUA
Trichogramma pretiosum is the source of this 4002-nucleotide messenger RNA. Its product is annotated as probable phosphorylase b kinase regulatory subunit beta. The record is from RefSeq and is a predicted model, not a curated record. Gene Ontology annotation, cellular component: phosphorylase kinase complex. Gene Ontology annotation, biological process: glycogen metabolic process. The coding region runs from base 593 to 3901 and encodes 1102 amino acids. The transcript has 18 exons. NCBI's taxonomy places the organism in Eukaryota, Metazoa, Arthropoda, Insecta, Hymenoptera, Trichogrammatidae. Gene Ontology annotation, molecular function: calmodulin binding.